UGCAAAGAUGGCGGCAGUCGCGCACAACAACGAAGCUAAGGUCAAUUCGUGAACGGGGCAAAGUCUGUUACUAGUCUGUCACAACGAUGCGUAUAUCCAAAUGAGCUGAAAUAUGACAUUAUCCGUUUUGCCUUAUUGAAGGCCUUAAACAGAAAAUGUUUCGAGUAACGACCUGUCGGACUUUUGGCCACGUUACAAACACACGCUCAAAUAUGAUGUUUGUUAGAAGCAGAAUCAACUCAGUCCAGCCAAUAGCAUCACUAAAAAAACAAGUGUUUGCUUGCACGCCAUGUUGGUGGAGACUGAAUCUAACAUCCCAGUCAUCAGCAUCAAAACUGUGGCAAAAGACAUUCAGCAUCUGCAGGGCACGAUUAGCAAACCAGGCUGCAAGCAUUGCUAAAAGCCAUAUACCACAUGGCAGUAGGACCAUUGCACUGGCAGCAGCAUCGUUCUUUUAUCCAGGGAUCACAGCUAUAGGGCUAGGAGUUUUGUGGUGGAAAGAAGGUAAGAUUCAAGUGAACUGUAAAGCACACCAUCGGAACCGCCUUGAGACUGGUACACAUCAAGAAGAGGGUCCAGAACCUGAGUUUCCAUGGCAGCAACUGUGGGAAAUGCUAUCCAAAGACAUUUGGUACCUGCUUGCAGCAGUGCUGAGUGCAAUAGCAGCUGCAGCAGUGAACAUUCAGAUCCCAGUGGCUCUAGGAGAAAUCACCAACAUUGUGUCAAAGUUCACUGCAGGAGCUGUUGGCAGUUUUGUAGAAGAGAUCAAGAAACCUGCCAUGAAACUAAUGUGCAUCUAUAUUCUUCAGGGUCUGCUGACUUUCAGCUAUAUUUCACUCUUAUCAACCAUUGGGGAGAACUUGGCCGUAAGCAUGCGGCAUGAACUGUUUUCUGCUUACAUGAAUCAAGACAUUGUGUUUUUUGACACUCACAAAACUGGGAUGCUUGUAGACAGAUUGACCUCGGAUGUACAAGACUUCAAAUCUUCCUUCAAACUUUGUGUUUCCCAAGGCCUAAAAGCUACUACACAGACAAUUGGGUGCAUUUUUUCUCUUCUUUUGAUAUCGCCAAAGCUGACGGGUAUCAUGCUUGUCUUCAUUCCAACGAUCAUUUGUGGAGGCACUCUGGUGGGGGGUGUGCUGCGCAAGUUCUCUAGAGAAGCACAAGAGCAAGUUGCAAAAGCAACAUCUGUAGCAGAUGAAGCAAUUGGAAAUGUUCGCACUGUGAGGGCUUUUGCAAUGGAAGAAAAAGAGAAGGAGCUAUAUUCCCAGCAGCUGGAACAGUCUCGUGUUCUCAACAUCAGGCUUGGUAUUGGUAUUGGGGCAUUCCAAGGCAUAUCCAGCAUUUUCCUCAACUCUAUAGUGCUUGGAUCCAUGUUUGCUGGUGGCUGGCUUAUCUCUCUUGGUGAGCUUAAUGCUGGAGAACUGAUGACCUUUUUAAUGGCGACUCAGAUGAUAGAGAGAUCCUUGGCUCAGAUGUCUAUUCUUUUUGGCAAUAUGGUGCGAGGUGUGUCUGCUGGAGCUAGAGUCUUUGAGUAUAUCAACACCCACCCAUCAGUGGCUCUGACAGGGGGUAAAAAAAUUCCAUACCACUGUCUUCUGGGUACCAUAGAGUUCGACAAUGUCAGCUUUUCCUACCCAACUCGACCAGGCCAGACAAUUUUGCGCAAUUUUUCUCUACACAUUCCUGGAGGGCAAAUAGUAGCUUUGGUUGGGCUUUCAGGUGGAGGAAAAUCUACAGUGGCAGCACUGUUAGAAAGGUUUUAUGAAGUGAACAAAGGCACCAUCACCAUUGAUGAUGUCAAUAUUCAAGAGCUUGAUGCUUCCUGGUUAAGAGGUCAUGCUAUUGGCUUCAUCAAUCAGGAACCUGUUCUUUUUGCCACAACAGUCAUGGAGAACAUACGUUAUGGCCGCCCAGAUGCAACAGAUCAAGAAGUGGUGGAAGCAGCAAAACUGGCCAAUGCCCAUGACUUUAUCACAGCCUUUCCUCAUGGUUACCACACAGUCCUUGAACGAGGAGUCACUGUAUCAGGAGGGCAAAAACAACGCAUCGCUAUUGCUAGAGCGCUGAUAAAAAAUCCUGCUAUCCUCAUUCUUGAUGAGGCGACCAGUGCACUUGAUGCGGAAUCAGAAAGACUUGUGCAGGAGGCUUUAGACAGAGUAUCCAAAGGCCGCACUGUGCUGGUGAUUGCUCACCGACUUAGCACAAUAAGAGAUGCAAAUAUCAUUGCAGUUGUCUCACAUGGGAAAAUUGUAGAGGUAUGUAACUGGUCCCUGUACUGCUUAUCUAUUUUAAAUACACUUUAUGCAACAAUGAGUACCAUUAAAUUUACUGGCUUUUGCUAGAUGUGAAAAGGAUGUCUUUGUAGAGAAGCUGCACAUUUGUAGGAGUAUAUGUGUGUGAUGUGUAGUAUGAAUAUGCUGAUCCAUACUGUUACAUUCAACAUCCACGUGAAAGAUUCAUUAUUGUAACAUAGAUGAUAAUGUAAUUUAUGCAACUAACAUGCUGUCUAGUCCACUCUUUGACUGUCACUUAUGUGAGCCUGACCUUAUGUGGUUUGUAAAAGGUCCCUGUAAAUGAUAUAGUCAAGAUUCUAAAAGCAUAUUCCAGAUUGCUUCUCAAAAGCCAUAACUCUAAAGCCUACCUGUGCAGAUUGGUGACCACAACAGUCUGAGGAAAAAGGGGGACUGUAUUGGGAGCUUAUCAAACAACAGCAGAUUGAGGACCAGCUUGAUUGCGCCACUGAUGUCUAAGAUAUUGGGAACUUUCCAGGACUCAUAUGUAAUCUGUAUAGCAGGUGGCACUCAUAGCGCAGUAACAUAAUAUCAGAUGACUUGGCUGCAUGUGGCUACAAAUCUGUUCAAGAAUGCAGCAUGCAUUAAUUUUGAUUGUUUUAUAAAUAUGUUCUUGGCUUAUUCUAGAUUAUCAGCAAUGAAUUUUAUUUUUUUUUAAAUAUGUUAGAGAAAACCAAGUUUACACAUCAUGAAGACUGAUUUUAAGAGAAAAAAAUCAUGACUUUGUGGUUAUAUUUAGUAGAGAAAGCUUUCAAAAGAUGAAUAUAUGAUCAUAAUGAAAAUUUUUUUUUUAAUGAUAAAUGCCUUUCCAUGUGAUUUUAUUUUUCAGUUUGCUAGGAAUGAAACUAUAUUUCAGCAGAUAUUUUUCAUACUAGCAAGACAGAUAAAAUUUAAGUUUUUACAUCAGGAAAAAGCUGAUUCAUAUGAACUAUGGUAUAAGCUGACUUCUUAAGGAGUGCUUGUAUAGCUCAUUGGAGGCAACGUUAUCUGUGAUAUAGUCCAGGAUUUUAUUUGCAUUUUUGCCAAUAUCUAUUUUAAUUGAUACCUAUGUAUUAAGCUACAUUGUGUAUUUGAUGGCUUAGCUUUGAAGAAAAUGAAGACACACUGCCAUCUAUUGUUAAUAAAGAUCUAUGGUGAUUCAA
Molecule: messenger RNA, 3436 nt
Organism: Pomacea canaliculata
Lineage: Eukaryota; Metazoa; Mollusca; Gastropoda; Architaenioglossa; Ampullariidae
Product: ATP-binding cassette sub-family B member 8, mitochondrial-like
Biological process (GO): transmembrane transport
Cellular component (GO): membrane
Molecular function (GO): ATP binding; ABC-type transporter activity; ATP hydrolysis activity
Source: RefSeq, a predicted model, not a curated record